AUGGUCAAAGACCAGAAGUUCUACGACAUCCUGGGGGUGUCGCCCGAUGCCACCGAAGCACAGCUGAAGUCGGCCUACAAGAAGGGCGCACUGAAGCACCACCCAGACAAGAACGCACACAACCCCGAAGCUGCGGAAAAGUUCAAAGACCUCUCACACGCAUAUGAAGUUCUCUCCGACCCCGAGAAGCGACAAAUAUACGACCAGUAUGGCGAGGAGGGUCUCGAGCAGGGCGGUGCCGGCGGUGGCAUGGCCGCUGAGGACCUCUUCGCUCAGUUCUUCGGCGGCGGCGGAGGUCCGUUUGGCGGCAUGUUUGGCGGUGGCAUGAGGGAGCAGGGCCCUAAGAAGGCGCGCACAAUUUCCCACGUCCACAAGGUUUCGCUCGAGGAUAUCUAUCGUGGCAAGGUUUCCAAGCUGGCUCUGCAGAAGUCAGUAAUCUGCCCCAAGUGUGACGGCCGCGGUGGUAAGGAGGGCGCAGUGAAGAAGUGUGCUGGCUGUGACGGCCGAGGAAUGAAGCACAUGAUGCGCCAGAUGGGUCCCAUGAUCCAGCGCUUCCAGACCGUCUGCCCUGACUGCCAGGGAGAGGGAGAGAUCAUCCGCGACCGUGAUCGUUGCAAGCAGUGCAACGGUAAGAAGACGAUCAUUGAGCGCAAGGUCCUCCACGUCCACGUCGACCGCGGUGUCAAGUCCGGCCACCGAAUUGAGUUCCGUGGCGAGGGCGACCAGCUGCCCGGUGUCGAGCCCGGAGAUGUCGUUUUCGAGAUCGAGCAGAAGCCGCACCCGCGAUUUCAGCGAAAAGACGACGACCUCUUCUACCACGCCGAGAUCGACCUGCUCACUGCCCUUGCGGGUGGCAAGAUCCACAUUGAGCACCUUGACGAGCGGUGGUUAACAGUCGACAUCAUCCCUGGCGAGUGCAUCAGCCCAGGUGAGGUCAAGGUCAUCCGCGGCCAGGGCAUGCCAUCAUACCGUCACCACGACUACGGAAACCUCUACAUCCAGUUCGACGUCAAGUUCCCCGAGCACCUCGGCGGUGAGGAAGGCGCACCCAUGUCGGAAGAGCAGAUCAAGGCUCUCGAAUCGGUCCUGCCGCCCCGCACAGCAGCUUCCGCCCCACCGCCGACUGACGCCAUGGUCGAAGACUUCACACUCGAGACCGUGGACGCUGCACGGGAAGGUGGCCGCGCGCGUGGCAUGGCGGGCGCAGAGGACGACGACGACGAGAUGCACCCCGGUGCUGAGCGCGUCCAGUGCGCGUCACAGUAA
Didymosphaeria variabile is the source of this 1266-nucleotide messenger RNA. RefSeq names its product Type I HSP40 co-chaperone (gene YDJ1). The transcript is spliced from 3 exons. Gene Ontology annotation, cellular component: nucleus; cytoplasm; cytosol. The coding region runs from base 1 to 1266 and encodes 421 amino acids. The record is from RefSeq and is a predicted model, not a curated record. Lineage: Eukaryota; Fungi; Ascomycota; Dothideomycetes; Pleosporales; Didymosphaeriaceae. Gene Ontology annotation, molecular function: Hsp70 protein binding; ATP binding. Gene Ontology annotation, biological process: protein refolding; response to heat.